Molecule: messenger RNA, 1171 nt
Organism: Scatophagus argus
Lineage: Eukaryota; Metazoa; Chordata; Actinopteri; Scatophagidae
Gene: tmem134
Product: transmembrane protein 134
Exons: 8
Coding region: 272-898 (208 amino acids)
Source: RefSeq, a predicted model, not a curated record
AGGACCUCUGGGCGUAAUCAGUCAUGUGCAAUCGAGAGCCGGGUGGGAUCGAAAACAGGACGAGCCUUAAAACUUUCUCAAAAGCAUUUUUCGCACUCGUGAAUUUAAAAAAAAAAGUUUUGGGAGGAAGUUUAAUUCAGGAAUCAGAGUGUACAAGCAUGUGAUCCGAGUUUUUCUCAACUUGUUGUCGAGUUCGGCCUCCCUGGAGAAAAGAUUUAUUUAAGACAUGAGCAUCAGUCUCCAGGACCCAAGGGUGUAAUAGGCGAUCACCAUGGCAACGCAAUUUAGUAUCGAUGAUGCAUUUGUACUGGAAGGAGACGAGGAGGGAGCCGUGUCCGACGGAGAGACAGAGGGGUGGAAGGGAAAAGACAAGGACAGGGAUGGAGGAGAGAUGACAUUUGGUCCUUUAACUUUCUCCAAACCUCAGACUCAUCCCUCGCCUGCUACUGUGGGCUCCCUUGAACACAGUAACCUGAAGUAUCAGAAUCUGGAAAAUGAGGAUGCCUUGGGCAGCAGUGGCAAUUCCUCUUUCAAUAACUUCUUCAAAAUCAGUGACCCUGCAACGCUGUCUUACUGCAGCUCCCAGUGGUCUUUCAGCACCUUGAGUUCUGUCACGCAACUUUCUGCACACUGCUGUGGGUGGGUGUCCCAUCCGCUGGUGAAGAAAAAUAGAAGAGUUGUCUUUGCUUCAUUCCUUCUCCUUGUCACUGGAGUUGCUCUUAUUUUCACAGGUGUUGUCAUACAGCUGAAUCCAAAUGCAGGCGUUUCAAGUGCUAUUUUCUUUGUGCCUGGAUUUCUGCUCUUCAUCCCUGGAGUGUACCAUGUGAUAUACAUCAGCUGUGCUGUCCGUGGAAGAAGAGGGUUCAAAUUGUUCUACCUACCUUACUUUGAAAAAUGAUUUUAUGAUACACCAAAUUUUCACUACAUUUCUGUGCUUGCUAUCUUAAAAUGAAUUGUAUUUUUUCACUUGUAACAAAAAAUUAAUGUCACAUAGUUGUUUUUUCUUGUCAUUGUAAUGACCACUACUGCAUCAGUGCCUCGACUACGUUUCCACUACAUGAACUGAAAUUGCUGUAUGUGUACACAAAAAAGAAGGACAUUGGUCUUGCCUGUGCUUUCUAUAUUGUGUGAAUAGUGACUGUGAAAUUACAAUAAAACUUUUAUACUUUAA